AUGUUCAAACACUUUGCAGGUGGUGGACAGAAAAAAGGAAAAAGUAAGAAAUGGAAGAACUAUUUGCAGUUUCCACAUUUUACCGAAUGCUUAUAUCUUCGAUCUGAAAUUGAUGUCAGUUACGGAUAUAUUGUGGAGAAGCAACCGAUCGGGAAACUUCUUUUCCAACAGUUUUGUGAUACGAAUACGCAAUAUGCUCAGGCUUGGUCGUUUUUACUAAAAAUAGAGGAAUAUGAAAUGUCCGAUGACGAUGGCGAGAGUCGUCGUACUUUGGCUUUGUCUCUGUCCAGAAUGCUGUCUCCAGAAGCAGAAAAUCCCUGCAGCUCUCGACAGACAUCAUGGUUUAAUUUUCUGCCGGAUUACUUGAUAAGCAAGUGUAUGUCGGCAGCUGACAAUGCAGCAGCCCAGACUGACCCAUCUUCUGACAUUUUCUCAGAAACUUAUAAGGCAGUGCGCGGCUUUCUAGCUGCUGAACCAUUUCGUCAGUUCAUCCAAACUAAAUACUUUUAUCGAUACUUGCAGUGGAAAUGGCUUGAAAAAAGGCCGGUUGACAAACGUACAUUUCGCCUUUAUCGGGUUCUCGGAAAAGGAGGGUUUGGUGAAGUUUGCGCAUGUCAGGUUCGCAGUUCUGGCAAGAUGUAUGCCCUUAAAAAGCUUGAGAAAAAACGAGUGAAAAAAAGACACGCAGAAACACUGAGCCUUAAUGAAAAACAAAUAUUGCAAAAGAUUAAUUCCCCGUUUGUGGUUAGCCUUGCGUAUGCAUACGAAACGAAGGAUGCUCUCUGUUUGGUUUUGACCCUCAUGAAUGGAGGUGAUUUAAAGUUUCACUUAUAUAACUUAAUGCCUGGGGGCUUUGAAGAAAGACGAGUUCAGUUCUACGCCGCUGAAAUUACGCUGGGUUUGCAACAUUUACAUCGAGAACACAUCCUUUAUCGGGAUUUAAAACCCGAAAAUAUACUUUUGGAUGAUUAUGGGCACGUUAGAAUAUCUGAUCUUGGACUUGCAGUUGAGUUAAAAGAUAAUGAGCCUAUUAAAGGAAGAGUUGGCACCGUGGGAUACAUGGCACCAGAAAUAGUAAAAAACGAGAAAUAUUCAUACGGAGUCGAUUGGUGGGGACUAGGUUGCCUGAUUUACGAAAUGAUUGAAGGCAAGGCACCCUUUCGUCAGAGAAAAGAGAAGGUGAAACGAGAGGAAGUGGAAAGGAGAGUGCGAGAAGAACAGGAAAGAUAUUCUGACAAAUUUAGUGAAGCGGCAAGAACAUUGUGCAGAGGGCUUUUACAUAAAGAGCCUUGUUUCCGAUUAGGGUCAAGGCGUGUUGGACGGCCUGAAGAGGGAGCGGAAGAGCUGAAGUCUCAUGCAUUCUUUACGCAAGGCGAUAGCGAGACUGGAAGGGAAUCAGUACCAUGGAGGAAGAUGGAAGCUGGGAAGGUAACGCCUCCAUUUUGUCCCGAUCCUAGAGCUGUUUAUGCCAAGGACGUUCUUGACAUUGAACAGUUCAGCACCGUGAAGGGCGUGCGUCUUGAUGCUGUGGACAAUCAAUUCUACGCUAAAUUUAAUACAGGACGAGUUUCUAUACCAUGGCAAAAUGAGAUGAUUGAGACGGAAUGUUUUCAAGAACUAAAUGUUAUGGAAAUUAAUGGUGUGUUAGUGCCAGACCUACGUAUCGACUCAACGCAUGUUUGUGACAAUAACUCACAUCCUACAUCAAGCACCAGUCAUAAGCAAGGAUUUUUCAGUCGAUUAUUUAAACGUGAAGUACGUUGUAAUUGCUAA
This is a messenger RNA of Enterobius vermicularis (human pinworm), 1773 nucleotides long. The record is from the annotation of a GenBank genome assembly. Lineage: Eukaryota; Metazoa; Nematoda; Chromadorea; Rhabditida; Oxyuridae.